Saccostrea echinata is the source of this 1166-nucleotide messenger RNA. RefSeq lists its product as uncharacterized. The record is from RefSeq and is a predicted model, not a curated record. The coding region runs from base 90 to 1028 and encodes 312 amino acids. The transcript has 5 exons. Lineage: Eukaryota; Metazoa; Mollusca; Bivalvia; Ostreida; Ostreidae.
ACUUUUCUCGAUGUCCUGAUUUGCAGCUUACUUAUAGAGUUAAUCGAAACAGUUCAGAACCUGACAGUUGAUCGAGAUGAGAGUGAAAAAUGACCGUGACGGAGGCAUUAAUCGCGUCAGUAGACACAUUCUGCGAGUCUCCCGGGGGGUGUAAAGCUUGCUUUUUCAUCAUUUUCUUCGCCUGGUUCUUUCAUACCUUGUCUUAUGGCAGUGAUGUUUGGGCUGAAAUAUCAGAAGGAUCAGUGGACGCCAAUAUAGGACUAUGGAAUCACUGCAGCAAGUCCGCUACAAGUCCAGAUUUUACUUGCUGUGAGACCGUUGGAAACUUUUUAGGUUAUCAUGGUCGUCGAAUUCCUGCAUGGCUUCAUGCAUCCAGAUUUUUUCAAAGUGUUGGCCUUCUAACAUCAAUGGCGUCUGUGGUGUUUUCCAUUCUUUGUACGUUUGUAAGUCCGACUGUUAACAAGAAGGGAGUUCGAAUAACCGCAGCAGUGCUGAAUUUCCUUGCUGCAGGUGGGAUUUUGAUUGGAGUCAGUAUUUACGGAGGUCAGUACCGAUAUGAAUCCUGGAUGAAGAGUUAUUUCCCCUCCUGGUCAUUUGCUUUUUCAGUUAUAUCAGGGAUCUUCUAUCUCGUAACAGGCUUCGUGUACUUAUUUGCCCAUCCACAUUCAGUUCAUCCAAACUCUCAGCAAGGACAAAACCAGCCUCCCCCAAAUACACAAAGAACCCAGCCUACAGCCCCGCCGAUGGAAAGUUUUCACGGAACACGGCCCAAUCAUUCUCACCCUACAAGUGGAGUGUUGUCAUCACAAGAACCUCCCCAAAGUGGAACUAGGCCAGCACAAGACUCUGGCAAUAAUGCUCCAAGGAGUUCCGAUGAUGAAAUCUGCUGCAUUUGUUUGGACAGUCCCUCGGAAAUAUUAUUUUUGCCAUGCAGACAUCAGAGGUGUUGUGAAUCUUGUGCAGAAUCUGUUCAACUGUGUCCUAUUUGCAGACGAAGUAUAACGGAAAAAAUAAAACCUUACAGAUAACAAACGUUAAUAUAAUUGAUAAUUUCUAAGGGAGAGAGAGAGGUAUCUUGUGCCAACUGUGAUUUGUGUUAAUUUUCAAACGUCGAGUUUCUUGUUGUGUAAAUAAAUAUCAUGAUUGUGUUCAGCAGUAUAUUUUGA